CUCUUCCUCUUCCAGUCGCUGCUGGGCUCCAUCGUCGAUGCAUUUCUCAUUGGCUGCAUGUUCAUCAAGAUGUCCCAGCCCAAGAAGCGAGCUGAGACCCUCAUGUUCAGCCAGGCUGCAGUCAUCUCGCAGCGGGAUGGCACGCUCUGCCUCAUGUUCCGUGUCGGCAACCUCCGCAACAGCCACAUGGUGUCUGCUCAGAUCCGCUGCAAGCUUAUCAAGUCCCGACAGACACCAGAGGGAGAAUUUCUGCCGCUAGACCAGUGUGAACUGGAUGUUGGAUUUGGAACUGGAGCUGAUCAGCUGUUUUUAGUUUCUCCAUUAACCAUCUGUCAUGAAAUUAACUCAAAGAGCCCCUUUUUUUGUCUCUCACAAAGAUCACUAAGAAGCGAGCAAUUUGAAAUAGUUGUCAUCCUUGAAGGAAUCGUUGAGACUACCGGAAUGACAUGUCAAGCUAGGACCUCAUAUACAGAAGAUGAAGUUCUUUGGGGUCACAGAUUCCUCCCAGUAAUGUCCCUAGAAGAUGGCUUUUUCCGUGUCGAUUAUUCUCAGUUUCAUGCUACGUUUGAAGUCCCCACUCCUCCUUACAGUGUUAAAGAGCAAGAAGAAAACCUGUUCCUGUCAUCUCCUUUGAAUAGUCCUGUCGAUAAUAAAACCAGAAGAGAGCAAGUUUGUUCUCUUGACUGUAUUGAUAUUGCAGGACAGAAAAACAAGCUCCCUUUUAAACUUAAGAUUAGCUCGAGAAAGGGAGACCUUCCAAGAAGAGCCCUGAGCAUGAGUUCCAGUAACAUAGAGAAGACUUGCAGCACUGGAGAUCUCUUGAAAAUUCAAGAAAUAAAUCCCGUCUCUGACAGCGAAGACAGUGAUAAUAGGGUACAGUUGAAAGCCUUACAAAUAAAUGCUGAGGCUUUAACUCAGUCUACUGGUGUUCUCGAGUUACAGAAGAACCCUCCAAAUAUUUGUGCUCUAGAGAUGAAAUUGGAAGAUAAUUUUCCUGCCAAACUUCAAAAAAUGAACUCUGAUCGCAUCUCUUAA
Messenger RNA from Antrostomus carolinensis (chuck-will's-widow), 1035 nucleotides. Its product is annotated as G protein-activated inward rectifier potassium channel 1-like. The transcript has 3 exons. Gene Ontology annotation, cellular component: plasma membrane. Lineage: Eukaryota; Metazoa; Chordata; Aves; Caprimulgiformes; Caprimulgidae. Gene Ontology annotation, molecular function: G-protein activated inward rectifier potassium channel activity. The annotation marks the transcript as partial. Gene Ontology annotation, biological process: regulation of monoatomic ion transmembrane transport; potassium ion import across plasma membrane. The record is from RefSeq and is a predicted model, not a curated record.